This is a messenger RNA of Ziziphus jujuba (common jujube), 1708 nucleotides long. Its product is annotated as 26S proteasome regulatory subunit 4 homolog A. Bases 107 to 1447 code for a protein of 446 amino acids. Gene Ontology annotation, biological process: proteasome-mediated ubiquitin-dependent protein catabolic process. Gene Ontology annotation, molecular function: ATP binding; ATP hydrolysis activity; proteasome-activating activity. The transcript is spliced from 6 exons. The record is from RefSeq and is a predicted model, not a curated record. Gene Ontology annotation, cellular component: proteasome regulatory particle, base subcomplex. Lineage: Eukaryota; Viridiplantae; Streptophyta; Magnoliopsida; Rosales; Rhamnaceae.
ACUACUACUCCUUUAAAUCGCGAACCCAAUAAUUUCCAUAAUUCUCUCUCUCUCUCUCUCUCUCUCUCUCUCUCUCUCUGUGUCAGGUUCGGAUAAUCGGAAAACCAUGGGUCAAGGAACUCCGGGAGGUCUAAAUCGGCAGGGUUUGCCAGGUGAUCGGAAACCCGACGGCGGCGAUAAAAAGGAAAAGAAGUUCGAACCGGCGGCGCCACCGGCUCGUGUCGGCCGAAAGCAGAGGAAGCAAAAGGGUCCCGAAGCAGCGGCUCGUCUACCCACAGUGACGCCCUUGACCAAGUGCAAGCUGAGGCUGUUAAAGCUUGAGCGAAUCAAGGAUUAUCUGCUAAUGGAGGAAGAGUUCGUGACCAAUCAGGAGCGUCUCAAACCCCAAGAGGAAAAAGCCGAGGAAGAUAGAUCCAAGGUGGACGAUCUAAGAGGCUCACCUAUGAGUGUUGGGAAUCUGGAGGAGCUCAUCGAUGAGAACCACGCCAUUGUUUCUUCGUCUGUUGGGCCCGAGUAUUAUGUGGGUAUUUUGUCGUUCGUCGAUAAGGAUCAGUUGGAGCCUGGCUGCGCAAUCCUUAUGCACAAUAAGGUACUAUCUGUUGUUGGGCUACUUCAAGAUGAAGUAGAUCCAAUGGUAUCUGUAAUGAAGGUUGAGAAAGCUCCGUUGGAAUCGUACGCUGAUAUAGGUGGAUUAGAUGCCCAAAUACAAGAGAUAAAAGAAGCUGUUGAGCUUCCACUCACUCAUCCUGAGCUGUAUGAAGAUAUUGGUAUCAAGCCUCCUAAGGGGGUCAUAUUGUACGGAGAGCCUGGAACAGGCAAGACCUUGCUUGCGAAGGCAGUUGCAAACUCAACAUCAGCAACGUUCUUACGUGUUGUUGGUAGUGAAUUGAUUCAAAAGUACUUGGGAGAUGGCCCAAAGUUAGUUAGGGAACUCUUUCGAGUUGCUGAUGAUCUCUCUCCUUCAAUAGUCUUCAUUGAUGAAAUUGAUGCAGUUGGAACAAAGAGGUAUGAUGCCCAUUCAGGUGGUGAACGUGAAAUCCAGAGGACUAUGUUGGAAUUACUUAACCAGUUAGAUGGUUUUGAUUCCAGAGGAGAUGUCAAAGUGAUCCUUGCUACAAACAGAAUUGAAAGUCUUGAUCCAGCUUUGCUUCGGCCAGGGCGGAUCGAUAGGAAAAUUGAAUUCCCUCUUCCUGAUAUCAAAACAAGGAGGCGCAUUUUUCAGAUACACACAUCAAGAAUGACAUUGGCUGAUGAUGUGAACUUGGAAGAAUUUGUCAUGACUAAGGAUGAGUUCUCUGGAGCUGAUAUAAAGGCUAUAUGCACUGAAGCUGGCUUGCUUGCUCUAAGAGAACGCCGUAUGAAGGUGACACAUGCGGAUUUCAAGAAGGCAAAAGAAAAGGUGAUGUUUAAGAAGAAAGAAGGGGUCCCAGAGGGUCUUUACAUGUGAAAGGUUGACUCUGGCAUUUGCUUGUAUUUUGGAUUAGAAGUUGCUAUUCUAUUUCAAAAGUCGACUCUCGGUUUUGUAUUUUGGAUAUUAAGUAAUAUUCGACUCUCUUGAUAUGUGAAAGGCUCGCUAUGUAUUACUCUCCAAUUAUAUUUCCUUUUUUUUUUUUUUUUUGGGUAAAUACCAUACAAUUAUAUUUCUUAUUCGAAAUAUGUAGCGAAACAUCCUUCAUUUAUAUUUAUUAUUCUUAUCACGUUGCAACAA